UCCCUCCCUCCCCAUUGAGAGGUAUAUAAAGGGACCUGUGCUUACCUGUUCUCAGGUGUCACCUGCAACGGAAGACCUUUCUUGCACACAGACAGGUCGAGAACAAAGCCGGAGAUGGGGCCGGGAGCCUACGUCUCUCUGGGGCUCCUCACCUGCUUGGCUUCUGCCCCUUUCAUCAAAGGCCCCAUUAAUUUUGUAAUUACAGCUGCGACGGGCCUGAAAGUCUCCGCUACCCUUUGUCCGGAAAACUGGAUGUAUUACAAGGACAAUUGCUACGGCUAUUUCCCCCAAAAGAAGGACUGGAAAGAGGCGGAGAAAGAAUGCCAGAGCCGGAACGCCCACCUGGUCUCUAUCCUGAGCAAGAAGGAAGCCUGCCGAGUCCAGAAGUUCCUGUCCAGAUUCCAACCUGAUGGCGACAUCUGGAUCGGGCUCCACAACCCCAGCAAGUUCCUAGGCCGCCUCUUAUGGGAAUGGACGGACGGCCAGCACAUGGACCACAGCCAGUGGAGCCCCGAGGAGCCCAACAACUUCGAAAACAGAGGAGAGUUCUGCGCAGAGAUCUGGAAGUCCUCAGAAUUUAAGAAGUGGAACGAUGAAACCUGCGAUGUGAAGAACAGCUUCAUCUGCAAGCUCAGUUUGGAGGAAACCGAAGAGCAGUGCUUCCUCUGAGCCGCCAGGAAGUCCUCCAGGUGCCACCUUGGCUUCCCACUUCAGAGGCUGGAUGGCCAUCUGUCGAGAGGGCUUGGGUGGUGUCCUCCUGCCUGGCAGGAUGGGGCUGGACUGGAUGACCUCUGAGGGCCCUUUCCAACUCUAGGAUUCUAUUAUUCCAUCCAUCCAUCCAUCCAUUCAUCCCAAUAAACUCUUUCUGUAAA
Molecule: messenger RNA, 872 nt
Organism: Anolis carolinensis (green anole)
Lineage: Eukaryota; Metazoa; Chordata; Lepidosauria; Squamata; Anolidae
Product: regenerating islet-derived protein 4
Exons: 6
Coding region: 115-669 (184 amino acids)
Molecular function (GO): signaling receptor activity
Source: RefSeq, a predicted model, not a curated record